AUGAUACACAGCUUUGGAAGCAAAGAGACCGCUACAGAGACUUUUACCUUCACCUUCUCGGCCGGCUCCUCUUUGAAAUUGUCCUUCGACUGGCCGUUGUCAGCGCCCAUCCCGCUGCAUCGGCCCUUCAAGCGACGCCGAGCACUAUCUGAUGUCGACGGUGAAGGAAAAGAAGGCCGGAAGAAGAGACGUCUCCGGUUACAUCUCAUCACAUCACGUCUCAGUCGUCCAUUUUCCGAACCGGCGUCGAACAUCGCAAACCGUGGCCUUUGUAAGAUCCCCGUCUGGGGAGCGAAAAACAAAGCACACGGCAAGAACGUGCUCAGGAAAGCUGCGAUCAUGAAUCGAGUACGGAGACGGAUGGACGCCGCAAAGGACUUCAUGCGUCUUGAGCAGGAGAGGAGAAGCAGGGAACGAUUGUCGCUGCGUGAGAUAGUCCUGCAAAAACCUCGAUGCUUUGACUUUCCUCUCCCUCCGUCACCACUGGGCUUAUCGAACUAUGAUGCCUUGGACUUGGACGACGACAUCUAUGACCAAGAAGACAACGAGGACGUUGACAAGGUGUCCACCAUCUACAGCGACUUUAACAUUAUGAAUCCCACCAACUGCAGCGAGGGUGACGAUUACGACUACCUCGAUGCCUUGGAUGGGAUUUCACCACAAGAUUUGCCUGAUACUCCACCGGCACCACCAGAAGAAAGCCUUGCUGAGAUGCUGAGAGAGGAUAGCAAAGGAGAGAGUAUGUUUGUGCAGAUCAGAGAAUGA
Mollisia scopiformis is the source of this 765-nucleotide messenger RNA. RefSeq lists its product as uncharacterized. The transcript has a single exon. The record is from RefSeq and is a predicted model, not a curated record. Lineage: Eukaryota; Fungi; Ascomycota; Leotiomycetes; Helotiales; Mollisiaceae. Bases 1 to 765 code for a protein of 254 amino acids.